Fomitiporia mediterranea MF3/22 is the source of this 3232-nucleotide messenger RNA. RefSeq lists its product as uncharacterized. Gene Ontology annotation, molecular function: nucleic acid binding. NCBI's taxonomy places the organism in Eukaryota, Fungi, Basidiomycota, Agaricomycetes, Hymenochaetales, Hymenochaetaceae. The record is from RefSeq and is a predicted model, not a curated record. The transcript is spliced from 5 exons. The annotation marks the transcript as partial.
CAAUGUCGCGGGUUGAAGAAGCCACCGUCUGUUCCUCUCCUGACCCUAUUGCCUUCGUCAGCACAACGAUGUCGGUCCCAAGCUCGUCCCGUGCCAGCUCUUCCUCGAGCUUCCGGGUCACCGCAAAUGGCUCGACAGACAGGCUUGUGGAUGUCGCCCCUCCAUUUUCUUCCUCCUCGCAAUCGUCACUCCGGAGGUGCUCCAGCGACGCGAUGCCACAGGCAGAGGGCAGUGCGGAUGGUAGUGGGGCCUCCACCCCGGAUGUCGACACGCAAAUCCUUGAAGCACUCAAGAGCAAAGAUCGACUUUUCGUGCUUAAAAUGGGUGAACAGAUGGAAGGCUUGAUUAGAGAAAGGAAUUCGAGGUCCAAAAUCAACCUCACUCCGGAAAAUCAAUACCAAAGACUUCUGGUCCAUCGCUGCGCACAAUAUUAUAGACUCACGCCAGAGACUGAUCCUGUUCCACGCGACAAAUCCGGCAUUCGAGACAUGUCUGUUUCCAUUACGGUUGAAAGUAGAAUACCUGUCAGACGCAUAUCCGAACUUGUUCCUGCUGAGCAGACACAGCUUCCGGCUUUCAAAAUCAUGCGUCGAACUGAGCUAGAUCGUAGGCGUCAGAAAUCCUCUGCCUCACGUCCUGGCUCUAUUGCGGGAGAAGAUGGAGAGCUCUCCGACCCUGGCCCUUCAGAGACUGGGAGCAUGGGGAGCAGAAGCACGACCAGCAAGAAACAUAUGACGAUUGCAGAACGUGAAGCUGCGUACGAAAAAGCGCGCACUCGUAUUUUUAAGGACUUUGAGGAGAAAGAGAAAGCUAAAGAGCGCGACACAAGUGCCUCUUCAUCGACGUUCAGCCUUGCUUCUGCCUCUGGCUCAGGCUCGCACAGUGGCGGUGCUGGUUGCAGCAGCGUGAGCGAUAUAGAUGAUAAUGCGAGCACUGCACCCACAGAAAGCGAAUGGUCUGUACCUGUCACGGACCGUCGAAGGGGAGGCGAGUUGGGAAUGAACUCUGCUGAAUCGACCCGAUCAUUUCCUUCAUUCAACCCUCAAGGGUCCGAAAGCCGACGUGAUUCUGGGACGACAUCUCCUUCUUUCACGUAUCCCUCGCUAUAUGAUCCAUCUGGUGGUCAGCCACAAGCCCAAGAGCAGCCUGGUUACAUGGCACCUACGGGACCCUACAUGGCCGCACCGAUGGGAAUGUACUUUCCUCCUCAGCCGCCUCAGAACCCGGGACCAGUGCCAGCAGUAGGACCUCCGUAUAUUGCGCAGUACCAGUAUUACCCACAAUUUCCCUAUGGCGGCCUUCCUCCCCAGCAACCUCACCCUAACUCGGAUCCUGCCAGUCCGGUAUCGGGUCCAUCUGAUGCGUAUCCUCAUCAUUCCAUGAGUGCUCCGCAUGUGGGUCCAAGCGCUUAUGGAUGGAUUCCUCAUCCUGCUUAUCAGCACCAGCAACCACCCUCUGAACAUCACUCAGCUCCCGGCACUGGACCGAACCAUGUUCAUCACCCGCCCAUUCCAGGUGUAUCGCCGAUGGCCUAUCCAUAUCCAGCAUACAUGCCUCCGCCCGGUCCUGUGCCGUACGCAGGAUAUGCAGCCUAUUUCCCUCCCCCUCAAUCUCAACCACCUCAACCACCCAUCGUACAUCCGCACUCACAGCCUCUUUAUCCAAUUGACCUUCCGCCUACGAACGGUAGUGGAUCUGAGCGGGGAACUUCCAGUGGUGUAUCUAGCGGGAAAGGGAGCCCAUCGCCGACUCUUUCUCGACACACGAAUAGCAGCGGGAGCAGCAAUGGCCAUCAUAAUCAUAUAAAUGGUAAUCAUGGAAUUAGACGCGGAGCUCCUCCUGCUCGUGGGGCGUGGAGUUACGGUCCAGGGUUAGGAAUGCAUUCAAGUGCGUCUAGCCCGGGUCCAGGUGUACACAGCAGCCCAGGGGGUGGAGAGAUUGUUGGCCCACGUUUAAGUCAGGCAAUGCGGCGAACAUCGGCGUCUUCUAGCAGUGGCGGGCAUAGGACGCCAGCAGAUGAAACGGCUUCCGUUGCGUCAUCGUCUACCAGCUCGUCCUCGUCUCGGCGAACUUAUUUGUCAACCCCUCCAAAGCAUCCCUUGCCUCCGAGACCUGAUUGGGCAGCUGGAUUGAAAGCACAGCCGACCUUGCAUCCCACAACGCGUCACAGACGGGACAGCAAUAACUCUCGCACGAUGUCGCCUGCACGCCCGCCUGGUCAACCCCUACCUAGUCACCAUCAGCCACCUCCUCAACAAAGGCCGCCGAUUCAUCUUCAGCCGAACGAUUUUCCUCCACUCUCGUCAAUUGCCAGUCCGUCGCAUGACAAACGCCCCCCUGCUGGUGGAGUAUGGUCUAAUGUGAACUCUACUGCACGUACAGUCCUUUCUCCGAACCCGGGACACUCUAACCAUCCCCAGGGCAUUACGUACGGUACGGCACUGUUUAAUCAUACAGGUGCUAACAGGCUAGAGGAUGAUGAACGCGGAUUUGAACGACCUCCUCGGAAGGGCAGUGCAGAGCUGUUUAACCCGAAGGGAGGCGCAAAGAAAAAUCCUCAGAGUCAACAAAAGCCUUCGUCCCAAGUAGCUGGUCAAGAGGGAGCAGUAGAGCAAGUAGAAACGAUAGAAAGAGACGGUGCCCGAGGAGAGCGUGUCGCGAAUGCCAUCCUCGUAGACAAGAUGGGAGCUCUGAAGAUCCAGACUCAUGGAGGUGAAGGCGAGAUCGAGAAUACUCCUAGGGCUGAAAGCGUGUUAUCCGGACUGUUUCGAGAUUUGGGAGGUGAAAGUGUGGGUGUUGAUGGUGGAGCGAUCUCAAACCGAUAGUAGUAGCCUUCGAUAACACAAGGCACCCUCAUGCUUUUUUCUCUGUCUGGUCGUCUUUACCCGCAUUUCGUCUUCGGUUCAAUCAUUGUCGUAGCAUCGUUCCUCCUCAGUCAAUCAUCUGAUCGCAUCCGCAUCGUCAUCUGGUCUUCCAAUUACAGUCUCUCCGUCCUCUUCGCAUAGUUGCUCUGAAUUCUCCCUGCCCUGCAAUCCUUUGUGGUCUUACGUGUUGUGUGUUGUGUAAUAGUGUCUCUUUGCCGCUACAGCAGGUCUCUGUUUGUUCACAAGUAAUGUAAGUGUUAAAAGUAUAUAGAGGACGUUGUUUUGUUCUGCUUGCUUCACUUAAGUAGAGCAUCAUUAGAAUUGUAAAGCUGAAAAUGGAUGCUUUGAUCGAAAAUUGUAUUUUCUUG